AAGGCUUCCACAUCAGAAAUUCUUGUACCUGUUAAGAGCCCAAUAUUACCGAAUCGUUACAGAGCUGAAGUGCCUCUGCAGGCACCAUGGAGCCGCAGCUGACAGGGGGCAAAAAGCGUCCAUCAGGGACAAAACCGGCCGGAGACGAGGCUUCGCCGUCUCUGAAAGAGGAGCUUGUUGCGGCGAUACAUGGAGCAUUUGAAGUGGCCGUGGAGAUCGCAGUUCAGGAGGUGACAAAGCUUGUGGGUCAGGCGACAGGAGACGUCAAUGAAGAGAUGCGACGAGAGAACCAGUCCCUCAGACAAAGACUGCAGAGAGCUGAAGCCAUGCUGGACUGUGCGCGUAAGGAGGAAAGAGGGGGCAGCUCCCCUCUUACGAGGCGUCUGCUGGAUGCCACCAACCAAACGGAUCUGCCGGAUCACCCGAAAUGCAACCCAGAAAGCCCAGAUCCCGAAACGUGCAAUGUGCAGGGAAGCGCUGAGGUCAGGGGUGACCCGGGUGAGCACAGCCGUGCAGACCAGCCUCCUGACCCCCAACAUAAACAUGUGAGCAGAAAUGAAGAGCAGAGAUCAGGCCACGGUGUGAGGACACUGCAUGUCAGUGACGCUGCUUCAGACACACAGAAGAAUAGUGGUGCUGUCGCUGCCUUGACUCUUGAAGUCACUGACAAGAUGUCCCAUGCAUGUGCGGUAAAGGUAGAAAGCACAAACCAGCCAUGUCGAGUGGCAGCCCAAGACAGCGACAUGUCACCACCUCCCAGUGGGGGUGACGAGGCCACUUCAGAGCAGGUUACAGUGAAGCAGGAGAAGCCAGAGGAGGAGAUGGAUGGCUCAGCUUGCUGUUCAGUCUCCGUCAAAGUGGAGGAUUUUAGCCCAGAGUGUAUGUUAGCAGCCCAGUCCAAAAUGCUGGAGGAGUGGAAACCAGAAGGGCUGCAUAUUCAGAACCGAGACUCGAAUGCUCGCGUGUCCUGCACCAGGCUGGCUCAGGCUCAUCCUCCCAAUCUGACCACCAACCUCCCACCACCCGCAGAUAGACCAUCCCUCUCCUCAGAGUUCCCAAACAUCUUCCAGCUGGCAGAACCAGCUCCCAUCCCAGAAGCCCCUCCACAUGUUUAUGGAGUCCAUGCACGGACCAGCUGCAACCCCGGCCACCCCGUCCUCUACGCCUGCAAGUCCUGCGGUCAGACGUUCCACCUGCCCAGCUUGCUGCGGCGGCACUACGGCCAGUGUCAGCAGAAGCUCCAGCAGUGCUGUCGGCAGCCCGCAGCAGGAAGCAGGAGGACCAGGCUGCAGCUUUACCCGCCGGGCUGCAGCCCCUUCCGCUGCACGGUGUGCAACCGAGAGUUCAACCGCAUGGAGAACCUCAAGACUCACCUUCGCAUCCACACAGGAGAGAGACCGUACACCUGCUCGGUCUGCUCCACGUGUUUCCGUCACUCUGGGGCAUUGACCAGGCACUUCCGUAUCCAUACCGGAGAGAAGCCUUACAUCUGCGGACAGUGUGGGAAGUCUUUCAGAAACUGUGGGGGGCUUAAAUUCCACCAGCGGUCACACAGCAAGCAGCUACAGGAGAGUGGGACUCAACAGUGUUGAGGUCUUCAAGAUUACAUUUUGUGCGUGAGAUGUAAAUUGCUGAUUUUAUGCAAUUCUCUAUAUGUAUAAUAUGUUUUGAUGUAUCCCUUGUACGCACCCACAACGUCAUGAAUUGUGCUUUUCAAUGCUAGAAAAAGUUUGUCAGUAGCAUUUACAAUCUGUUGCAUUAUAGUUCCAGCUAUCUAUUCAUAAAAUAAGAAGUGCAACAACAUUCCAGAGAUUUGACUAGUACGAGGAGGCAUUCUCAUUUCAGAGUAGUAUCAUAUGUACUGGUUAAUGAUGAUAUGAGAUUUUCCAGACUCACCUUCACUGAUAGUCUGGCUUCUACGUUAACCAAACCGUCAGGUAAUAGCUGACUGUCCCGUAACAGUCUGUCCUCUGUCUGAACUGUUUCCAUCUUUCUCUACCAGGUCUUCCCCUUGAAGUAGCAGGUACCGUUUUCACAAACUAUCACCCAGAAAGCAGCAACUCAACAAGUUAAAGGAACAGUCAUGUGCAUCGUAUUGAGGUCAAACCUUUCAGUGUUGAUGUCCUGUGAAUCAGCGUCCUGUCAUCAGUAGAACCGGACCCAGCAGAAAGACAAAGCAUGGAUACUGUAGCUGUGUGAUCAGUCACAAAGGUUAGCUCCAGCCUGUAUAUGAUGGCCCAGUAGAACUUAUUGAUAUGAAAUGUGUAAUUCCAAGUGCCAUUUUUCUAACUUCUUUUACGAUGGUUACUAAAAAUCAGCUUGUGUUAUUCAUGGCAAUCUGUUUUUUCUACUCAUUUGUUUGUGUGCCUAAUCUUUCCAAAUAUCCAUCUUAUUUUGACUACGCUGUAUGGAAAUUAAUUUCACUUGAUGAAUAAAACACAC
Molecule: messenger RNA, 2442 nt
Organism: Chelmon rostratus (copperband butterflyfish)
Lineage: Eukaryota; Metazoa; Chordata; Actinopteri; Chaetodontiformes; Chaetodontidae
Product: zinc finger protein 263-like
Exons: 3
Coding region: 87-1592 (501 amino acids)
Biological process (GO): regulation of transcription by RNA polymerase II
Molecular function (GO): DNA-binding transcription factor activity, RNA polymerase II-specific; RNA polymerase II cis-regulatory region sequence-specific DNA binding
Source: RefSeq, a predicted model, not a curated record